This is a messenger RNA of Culex quinquefasciatus (southern house mosquito), 417 nucleotides long. Its product is annotated as aspartate carbamoyltransferase. The coding region runs from base 1 to 417 and encodes 138 amino acids. Gene Ontology annotation, biological process: amino acid metabolic process. The record is from RefSeq and is a predicted model, not a curated record. NCBI's taxonomy places the organism in Eukaryota, Metazoa, Arthropoda, Insecta, Diptera, Culicidae. Gene Ontology annotation, molecular function: carboxyl- or carbamoyltransferase activity; amino acid binding. The transcript is spliced from 2 exons.
AUGCAACGUCUCGGAGGUCGCGUUAUCUACAUGGACGAAACGAGCUUCCCCGUCACGAAGGGCGAGACCCUCGAGGACAGCAUCCUCGUGAUGGCUGGCUGCUCGGACGUGGUAGUGCUGCGAUAUCCGGAAUCGGGAGCGGUCUCGAAGGCGGCCCACAUCUGCCGAAAGCCGUUGAUCAACGCCGGCGACGGUAUCGGGGAACAUCCCACGCAAGCCCUGCUGGACAUCUUCACCAUCAGGAAGGAAAUCGGAACGGAAUGGUCAGCCCAUUACUAUGGUGGAGGAUUUGCAGCAUGGCAGGACGGUGCACUGUCGCACACGUUCCUGCUCCGGCGCGGCCAGUUCGCCGGCGUUGAUCGACACGGCCACCGUCAAACCAUUGGGAGUGGCCGUCACGGACAAAUCAACUACUGA